Daphnia carinata is the source of this 1396-nucleotide messenger RNA. RefSeq lists its product as uncharacterized. Lineage: Eukaryota; Metazoa; Arthropoda; Branchiopoda; Diplostraca; Daphniidae. The transcript is spliced from 5 exons. Gene Ontology annotation, molecular function: transcription coregulator activity; metal ion binding; ubiquitin protein ligase activity. Gene Ontology annotation, biological process: regulation of DNA-templated transcription; protein monoubiquitination; protein polyubiquitination. The coding region runs from base 104 to 1243 and encodes 379 amino acids. The record is from RefSeq and is a predicted model, not a curated record.
UGAUUUUAGCCACGUUAACAGUCUUCAUUUUAAAUAUAGAUUAACUACUUUUCGGUUUUAACGUCUUAAUUUUAUCGUUAUAAAACAUAAGUCAUAUUUGGAAAUGUCCUAUUCAGGAUCCCCUUGUAAUUCCUUAGAAGGAAUCUGCGCCAUAUGCCUGGGAGUUCCUGACAAUAAGUCAUUUGCCAGUAACUGUCUCCACGAAUUUUGUUUUAUUUGUUUACUCGAAUGGUCAAAGAUCAAAGCUGAAUGUCCAUUGUGCAUGCAACCUUUGUGCUCAAUCAUCCAUAAUGUGAAGUUUGAUCAUGAAUAUGAUGAGCUGGAAAUUCAGAAAUUGGGAAAGCAUUCAUCAAGACCAUUUCCAUCUCCUGUUGUGCUGUUGCAACGGCAGUCACUACACAACUCUACCUUGGCAAAUGCCAGCAAUCCCCAGGGCACCACCAAAAACCACCUGCAAACACCAACCACUUCUGGAAGGAGGCAGACUAUUCACACUGGUAUACGAAAGCAAAGCACAGUUCCUCGACAGUCUGAAAAGCAGUUGAUUGCCCAGAAUCAUCUAGCCAAGGCUCUAAAACCUGGUGAACGAACUGCUAACGUGAUUCGCUACUCACUUAGAUCUAGAACUAUCCUACGUGACGAUAUUGAUCGUGCUUGUGACACUGAGCUUGUAAAUGAAUUCCGUCCAAUCAGUUCUUCUUCUGCUGUCACGAUUUCUAACAUGCUACCAGUAAUUAACGUCACUGCUGACCCAGCUGAGAAAGUGCUGUUGUGGCAUGAUUUUGUUCCGACUGACAUGCGUAACCAAAUGGUCCAAAAACUUGUGGUGGCCAUAAUUUCUGAUCCAGUUUUUGAUCCCCAUAAUCACAUGGAAAGGGUGAUUGCCUACAUGCGCCGAAUCGAAAGGGAUAUAUACAUGAAGGCUUAUUCGGAAGAUGUGUACUUUGCGUUUUGUUCGGAAAAGAUUGCGGAAUUACGGGACAUGGACAAGACUCGAAAGAGAUUGUUUCUCCAGCUGUUCGAAUCUUACGAGGGUGCUCUACAUUCUGAACUAAACCGCGGUACUUUCUCUCAGGACGCGGUCAGGUUAAGUGUGAACCCUGAAAUUUCUUUGGAACCUGGCAACAGCCAUUUUCCCAUUGAAAAUCUUAAAGAUACUGAAGAGGAUGAUCUCAUUAUUUUGGAAGUGCCUCCUAAACCUGUGCCUGAAAUUAUAACAUUAUCAGAUUCUGAUGACGACUAGUCGUCAUGUAAAGUCCAUCCUGCUAUUUUAAGUCAUUCGUUUUUCGUCGUUUUUUUGUGCUUUUGACAUGUGAUAUUUAUUUUAAUUCCCUCUAAAAUGUUAAAAUUUCCCGAAAUGUCUAUGAUUUUAGAAAUAGCAAAGAAAAAUUACCCA